GCCGCGGCUUCGAUCCAUCGGCCCACUCCACACACAACGCGACCCUCCCACAAAAAUAAUCCACUCCCAAGAGGCGGCGGCGGCGGCGGCGGCCAUGGAGCCGGCCGAGCCGGCCAGUCCCGUUCAGAAGAAGAUGAAACCAGCGGGACUCGAGGCGCCGGGGGGCAUGGCAGCGGCGGGCCAAGCGCCGCCGCCCGAAUACGAGGACCGCAUCAGCCACCUCCCCGACGCCGUCCUCGGCGACAUCAUCUCGCUUCUCCCCACCAAGGAAGGCGCCCGUACCCAGAUCCUCGCCACCCGGUGGCACCACCUCUGGCGGUCCUCCGCGCCGCUCAAUCUCGACUGCGAUGAUAUCAGUAUCAGAUGGAAAAGGGAGAUUCUCGUCGACGCCGUGUCAAGCAUCCUAUCCGCUCACCCGGGCCCUGGCCGCCGCUUUUGCCUUGACGAGAGCUUCCGUCCCUUUCGCAGAUCGGACGCUGCUGCCAUGACGGACUCCUGGCUCUCAUCCCCCGCCCUCGACAAUCUGCAGCAGCUUGAGUUACGCCAUUACGACUCCUACCCGCCGCCGCCGCUGCGCGCAACUGCCUUUCGCUUCGCGCAAACCCUCCAAGCUGCCACCUUCGGAAGCUGCAUCCUCCCCUCCUCACCACCUCAGUUCCCAAAUCUUAAGCUGCUCACGCUUGAAAGUGCCAGCAUCUCCGAUUGCUCAAUGCGCAACAUGAUUGCCGAGUGCCCAACUCUCGAGUGCUUGCUGCUUCACGACAUCUAUUGCAUCCCUUGUGUCCGGAUCAACUCCCAGAGCCUCAGAAGCAUCGGCGUGCGUGAAGGAUUAAGGCUCAGGCCAAUUCAAGAUAGGAAAAAUGAGCUCAAGGAACUUAUAAUCGAUAACGCCCCUUCUCUUGAAAAGCUGCUUAAUCUCAAUUUAGCCUAUGUCCUUCAUGUAACCGUGGUCUCCGCGCCUAAACUAGAAACCGUAGGUUAUGUUUCGGAUUUCCAUGGGGUUGACACAAACAGACUCGUGUUUGGCUCUACCAUUAUUCAGGGAUUGCAGCUUGAUAGCAUGGCUGCCAGGAUAUGCAGUGUUAAGACUUUAGCCAUCAACAUGGGGAGUGCACGUAGUUUGAAUAACAUUAUUGACAUGCUGAGAUGCUUUCCAUGUUUGGAGAAAUUGUACAUUAAGUUUUUCUUGAAGAAGGAAAUCCUCUGCCGUUUUGGUUCGUGCUGGCUACCUAAGGAACCAAGUCUUGACAUCCCUUUAAAGCUGAAGAAAAUAGUGUUGGACCGUUAUCAAGGCACUUACUCAUCAGGUUGUCGGGGCGGUUACUCAGAAGUUAACUUUGCCAAAUUCUUUGUACUGAAUGCCACGCAGCUAGAAUCAAUGAUAUUUCGAGUUGACGCCCAACAUUACAAUGAGAAGUUUUUUGCACGUGAACGGAUGGCGCUUCAGUAUGAGAAGAGGGCUUCAAGAGGUGCACAGUAUCAUUUUACAACUGACAGACGUUGUCUCCGGGAGGUUGACGAGUUCAAGCAUGCCUCUGACUUGGAUUUAACUGAUCCAUUUCUGAGGAGGAGUUCCAGUGGGUCUUUCUGCCGGUUAGUGUAGGCCUCCGUUUUUAUUUUCUCUGUUUGAUGUUGUAUCAUGACAUUGUUUCUGUUGGCUUAUGCUGAUGUAAAAUAUGGCUGCGCCCCAAUUUGUUUGGAAAGGAAAAACUGAUCCAUUUGUGUGUAGGUGUUAAAAUUGGAAUCGAUCUGUUGCGUGAGUUGUUCUCCCUUGUUA
Molecule: messenger RNA, 1777 nt
Organism: Lolium perenne
Lineage: Eukaryota; Viridiplantae; Streptophyta; Magnoliopsida; Poales; Poaceae
Product: F-box/LRR-repeat protein At5g02910-like
Molecular function (GO): protein binding
Source: RefSeq, a predicted model, not a curated record